CUUCUGUGUGUGUGUGUGUGUGUGUGUGUGCAAGCCGCUGCUCUCCACCACCAGCUGGCUGUAGUGUAAACAAAUAAGUUGUCAAGUCUCGCUAUCGAACUGGAGCGUUGACGACAGAUGACUUCAGUAAAUUAAGAUCAGUCAUCAUGAGUGGGGACGAGGUGAUGAGGGACAUGCGGGAGCGGUCCAAGUUGCGGCGACAGCUUUUGGCACAGCAGCUUGGUGUGGCUAGUGCUGACAAACUGGGUCAGGCUUUGGGUAACAUUGGGAAGCUGCAGGAGGAUCAGGAGCGUAUCAAGAGGCUCAAGAGGUCCCAGCAGCAGGAUGAGCUGGAGGGAGAGGAAGCUGCUAACAUGGUCUACACAGAUUCCUCAACUUUUCUUAAGGGUACACAGUCAGCAAACCCACAUAAUGACUACUGCCAGCAUUUUGUGGACACUGGUCAGCGGCCACAAAAUUUCAUCAGGGAUGUUGGCCUUGCUGAUAGAUUUGAAGAGUAUCCAAAGCUCCGGGAACUUAUUAAGCUUAAGGAUGAUUUGAUAGCAGCAACAGCCACUCCUCCUAUGUACCUUCAGACAGACUUGCAAACCUUUGACCUCCAUGAACUGCCCACCAAAUUUGAUGUAAUCCUGGUGGAGCCACCACUGGAAGAAUACCAGCACACAGGUGUCACCAAUGUGCAGUUUUGGGAUUGGCAGAAGAUUAUGGACUUAGAUAUUGCUCAGGUAGCUGCACCUCGUAGCUUUAUUUUCUUAUGGUGUGGGUCCUCAGAGGGCCUUGACCUGGGGCGACAGUGCCUCCGUAAGUGGGGCUUCCGGCGCUGUGAGGAUAUCUGUUGGAUCCGUACUAAUAUUAACAACCCUGGACACCUCAAGAAUCUUGAACCGAAAGCCGUCUUCCAGAGAACCAAGGAACAUUGCCUAAUGGGAAUAAAAGGCACAGUGAGAAGGUCAACAGAUGGAGAUUUCAUCCAUGCCAAUGUUGAUAUAGACCUUAUCAUUUCUGAAGAGGCUGAGUAUGGCUCACUAGAGAAACCAGUUGAGAUAUUUCACAUCAUUGAACACUUUUGCCUUGGGCGUCGAAGGCUACAUGUGUUUGGACGUGACAGCACCAUCCGUCCUGGCUGGCUCACUUUAGGACCAGGACUCACAAGUAGCAACUUUGACCCUGACGUUUAUGCCGGCUACUUUGCAUCUGGGCAGAUCACGACAGGCUGCACUGAGCGUAUUGAGGCUCUCCGUCCCAAAUCUCCUCCCCCCAAGGUGAAAGGAGGGCCAGGGGGCAGAGGAAGAGGAGGAAUGUCGUCCCGUGCUGGUUUUACCCGUGGGCGAGGUAGAGCAAGAUAGUAAUAGUAGUAGUAGUGGAGAGUUAGACAAUGGGAUCAUAGUGUAGUUGAAUUGUAUGUAAUGUGACAAGUUCCAGUGGUGUGCAGCCUUCAUUUAUGGCUUGAACUUUAACAUUUUUGCCAUAUUAUCUCAUGUUUUGGUGGGAAAAUUCUCUGUAACUUUUUUUUAUGAAUAGCAUAUUUACAAAGCACAUUCUUAAAUUGAAUUAUAUACAUAAUUCAAAAGCCAAAGAAACUCUUUGGAGAAGAUAUGAAAGAGAGAGAGAGAGAGAGAGAGAGAGAGAGAGAGAGAGAGAGAUGGUAGUGAUAUGCAGGAAAAAUAGAUGCAUUAGAUUCAAGGAGACAAUUUCCUGUCACAUGAGUAGAUAGGGUAGCUGACAAUUAAAAGUGAAAAAAAAAAAAAAAAAAUGGAGAAAGUAAAAAGCCUGGAGGGAGCAGGGAUGAAUUAUACCCGAGGGAACAAAAAAGACUAUGCCACUUAGGGAGUUCAAAUGAAGAGACAUCUAAAUAGACUGACAGGUAAUUAUUUUUAGAAAGUUAAAAAUUAGGGUAAUUUGGAAUUUUAAAUCUUCAGAGUCAGUCUUUUAGCAAACAACCUAGGAACCUAAGACACUUAAUUCCAGAUAUUUGAAUAAACGGACAAUAGCUGCUUUGAAAUUAUACAUUCUCAUAUUUUAAUGUGUAUAACAUUAUAACACACACACUCACACACACACACACACACACACACACACACACACACACACACACACACACACACACACACACAGCAGUAACAAGAGAUUAGUAUUAUACAUUCAAUUUUAGUUUUAAGAAAGUAACUUAUUUGUGAAUCAGAGUUCACAUAAACAAAUUUAACCUGGGACCAAAAUACAUUAUAUUCAUCAUGCUUUAGAAUAAGGCAGUAAAGUAUAAAAAAUCCUUUCAUCGUUUUUGUGCUCUGCCAUCUCUCAUUGAUCUUGCUAACCAUGAAUGCACUGAAAGGUAAAAAUGUGACUGAGGAGCAAUUGGCCACUUUAAAAUAAGUUGGAAAGGGUAAGCAACUAAUUACUAUAAGAGACUAUUGCUGAGGAAUAGUUAUAUUAAAACUAAUGUAAAGAUAUAAAUAGCACUGAAGGCUGAAUGGAUAAGAAGACAAUAACACAAUGUCAUUGGUCUCAGUUGGGUCCACUGAGUGGGAUUACACAUCUAUCUAUUUUACAUAUUAUAAGGCUGAUAUCUUACAGUCAUGGUAUUACAUUACAUUCAUCGAAGUCCUCCAGUCCUCAGAUCUCUAAGGGAGAGCGGGCCAAUUAAUAUUUGCACCAACCUAUCCAAGACUAAGAGGGUGAAUGAUACAUGUAUCGUACAUAUUUUAACCCAACCUGCUUAUCACAGCAAAUAAUGAUAAGAAUCUCAUUUCAAGCUUAAGUCUCUAUGGGCCAUAUAAUUACAAACAGUUGCUAAAAACUGUGCAAUAACUUCUCAAUACAAUACAAGGGCAGAAUCUUUAAGCCUUCAAUGUAGAAAAAAAAAAUUUUGCUUCACCUAUUAGAUAAUUAUCUGGACAAAAACUUUCCCCACAUCUCUACCAUCAUGACAGCACAGAAUUCUUUCAGUAUUUUAACUGAUUCAUCUUUGUCACCUUUAGCUAGUGCACUGCCUUACUCUUUUCUUCCAUCCAGUGACUGAUUAUUUUCGAGAAGGGAACAUCAAAGCUGUUGAAACAGACUUGCAUUUUUAGAACUCUUGCUCAUUUUGUAGGACACCACUAAGUCAGUCUUCUUUUGGAGAUGAUGGCUAAGCUACAAACUGUUUGCAGCAUGAUGUGAUUUACUGCAGAGGAACUUUGUGAAAUUAUAAUGUUUUCAAUAUGUGGGGAUCUAGGUACUGCUGUAUAAUUAAAGACACAAACAUAAGAGAAAAGACCAAUGCAUUUUAAACAACAGAAUAAAUUAAUUUAAAUAUUUUAUUGGAUAUGAGCAAACCUAUGGCUGUCUGAUGCUGACUUGUUAACAGAAAAUUGAGAACUGUUACAUAGAACCUUUGUAAGAAAAUUGUCAUUUUAUAUUUUUCUUAUGAAGUUACAAACACUUUUAACAAUAAAAUUAUACUUCAAUG
Portunus trituberculatus (swimming crab) is the source of this 3445-nucleotide messenger RNA. It is a transcript of the gene Mettl14, whose product is annotated as N6-adenosine-methyltransferase non-catalytic subunit-like. Lineage: Eukaryota; Metazoa; Arthropoda; Malacostraca; Decapoda; Portunidae. Gene Ontology annotation, molecular function: mRNA binding. The transcript is spliced from 8 exons. The coding region runs from base 147 to 1346 and encodes 399 amino acids. Gene Ontology annotation, cellular component: nucleus; RNA N6-methyladenosine methyltransferase complex. The record is from RefSeq and is a predicted model, not a curated record.